UGGGACAAGCAUGAGGCCAUGUUUUAACUGGUGAGCCAUUUUGAGAACAUGAAUAUUGCAGGUCUGCCAAUUCCUUGUCUGAUGAGUCCUACUGAAUGACGUGUAAGAUGAAAUGGUGGAUUUGGAGAAGCCUUUGAACUGUGGCCUAGUUCUGGAAACCCUCAAGACUCACAAGACUCAGUGAUCACACCACUAUCUAGACGCUCUCUGCCAGAUGAUGGAUUAUGCCAAGAAGUCCCUCAGUCUCUUGACUCCAACCUCCCUCUCCAAGUGUGUGUCAGCCAGCAUGUCAGCGAGUGCUUCAGUCACCCAGCAGCUUCUGUCAGGUCGGGCUCCUCGGCCCAAGCCCUUUCGCGUGACAAGUGCUGACCGCAGUGUGAAGAAAGGUAUCAUGGCAGACGGGCUGCGAGACCUGAUCAACAAGGUCAUGGACUCGAUGAAUGUGCCCUGUGUCAGUGCCAUGGUGCUGGAUGAAGACGGCACGGACAUUGACACAGAGGAGUUCUUCCAGACGCUGCCUGACAAUGCUGUCCUCAUGGUCCUGGAGAAGGGACAGAAGUGGACCCCAACCUUGACCAGCCCUCCCAAGGUACAGCUCACUGAAAGCAGGCCCCAGCACAGGAAGGACGUGGCUAAGCUGACCUUUGACCUCUACAAGAACAAUCCCAAGGAUUUUAUUGGCUGCCUGAAUGUCAAAGCCACCCUGUAUGGUGUUUACACUGUGUCGUAUGACCUGCGCUGCUACGCUGCCAAAAACAUGCUCAAGGAGGCGCUGCGGUGGACGAUCUUCUCCAUGCAGGCAACGGGCCACAUCCUCCUGGGCUCCUCCUGCUACAUCGAGCAGCUGCUGGAGGAGGAGGAACGAGCGGAGGGGAAGAGCCUGGCGCUGCCUCAGGAAAGCAAGAUCAGGCAGCUGCAGAGCAUCCUGUUGGGCAAGGUCUCGCAGUGACGCUGGACUGGAGCUGACCCAAAAACACUUGCACGCGCUGUCUGCUCUGAGAUCACGGCGGCUUUCAGGAUGUAGGAACAGAAGCGGUGAAGUGACACAAGGUUGAUUGUCACGGUUACUGGAACAGGUGCUUCGUACCUGUCCAUGUCACUUUCUUGCUGUACAGUUAUGGAGACAUGAGAGACAUUGUAACGAUCUCUUCUGGUGGUCAUUUGCUUGCUCUGUUACAUUGGUAUAUUUUCCCCUCUUGUGUGUAGAAGCCAGCACCACAGAAGUUAUUCAACACAACGCACUUUUGCUGUAGCCACUGAUGUUGUGAUGUUAUGUAAUGCACUUAGCUUUUUUUUUUUUU
Molecule: messenger RNA, 1301 nt
Organism: Myripristis murdjan (pinecone soldierfish)
Lineage: Eukaryota; Metazoa; Chordata; Actinopteri; Holocentriformes; Holocentridae
Gene: cidec
Product: cell death inducing DFFA like effector c
Exons: 7
Coding region: 215-949 (244 amino acids)
Biological process (GO): regulation of apoptotic process; apoptotic process
Source: RefSeq, a predicted model, not a curated record